This is a messenger RNA of Cyphellophora europaea CBS 101466, 1653 nucleotides long. RefSeq names its product 1-pyrroline-5-carboxylate dehydrogenase. NCBI's taxonomy places the organism in Eukaryota, Fungi, Ascomycota, Eurotiomycetes, Chaetothyriales, Cyphellophoraceae. The transcript has a single exon. The record is from RefSeq and is a predicted model, not a curated record. Gene Ontology annotation, molecular function: L-glutamate gamma-semialdehyde dehydrogenase (NAD+) activity. Bases 1 to 1653 code for a protein of 550 amino acids. Gene Ontology annotation, cellular component: mitochondrial matrix.
AUGUCGACGCUCGCGUCCUUCAAGAUUCCUGACAUCAAAAACGAGCCGAAUCACCACUAUGAAAAGGGCUCUACAUCAAGAGAAGGCCUUACUGCUGCCCUGGAAGCAUUUGGGAAGAGGGGACCCCUCGAAGUUCCCGUUGUGAUCUCGGGCAAAGAGAUCAAGACUUCCUCGAUCCUCAGUCAGAAGAAUCCCUCCUCCCACGCCACCACCGUUGCGAACUACUCAAGUGCUUCGGCAGCGGAGGUGGGGGACGCAAUUGAGGCAGCCCUUGCGGCGAAGCCCGCAUGGGAGUCACUUCCCUUCGCGGAUCGAGCAGCCGUGUUCCUCAAAGCGGCCGAUCUCAUUGCUGGCAAGUACCGUUAUGAGGUAAUGGCCGCGACGAUGCUGGGCCAGGGCAAGAAUGCGUGGCAGGCCGAGAUCGACGCCGCAGCAGAGCUAUGCGACUUCCUGAGGUUCAAUGUCAGAUAUGCCGAAGAGCUGUACAGCGUGCAGCCGCCAUACAACUCAAGCGGCGUAUGGAAUCGAUUGGAGUUCAGACCAUUGGAGGGUUUUGUUUAUGCGGUCAGCCCUUUCAAUUUCACAGCCAUUGGUGGCAAUCUGCCUGCGGCACCAGCUUUGAUGGGGAAUGUGGUCGUGUGGAAGCCGAGCGACUAUGCGGUGGCGAGUAACUAUUUGGUGUACCAGAUCCUGCUUGAGGCGGGCUUGCCUGCCGGUGUCAUUCAAUUUGUUCCAGGCAAUGCGGAGGAGGUCACGAAGGCUGUGCUAGGUCACAAAGAGUUUGCGUCGUUGCACUACACUGGGUCGACGGCGGUGUUCAGGAAGCUGUACGGGCAGAUCGCGCAGGGCGUUGCAGAAGGCAAGUACAGAGGCUACCCAAGGAUCGUGGGUGAGACAGGUGGCAAGAAUUUCCAUCUUGUUCACAGGUCGGCAGACGUCUCGAACGCGGUGGUGCAGACUGUCCGUGGUGCCUUCGAAUUUCAGGGACAAAAGUGCUCAGCUUGCUCGAGGCUAUAUGUCCCUUCGUCGCUAUGGCCUGAAUUCAAGAAGCAGCUGCAGGCGGAAGUCGAGAAGUUGAAGGUGGGCUCACCGGAGGAUUUCGGCAACUUCAUUGGUCCGGUCAUUCACGAGAACAGCUUCAAGAAGCUAAAGGGCGUUAUCGAUGCUGCGAAGGAUGACAAGGAGCUCGAGCUCGUUGCCGGCGGCAAAUAUGAUGACUCAAAGGGCUACUUCAUUCACCCGACAGUCUACGAAACCAAGAACCCAUCCCACAAGAACCUGCACACCGAGUUCUUCGGCCCUGUCUUGACAGCUCACGUCUACGACGAUACAACCCCUGAUGCUUUCGAAAAGAUUUGCAAAACCAUCGACGGCACAUCCGAGUAUGGUCUCACCGGAGCAGUAUUUGCUAAAGACAGAGCUGUGCUGCGAUAUGCCGAGGAAGCUCUGCGGAACGCCGCCGGCAAUUUCUAUGUCAACGGCAAGUGCACGGGUGCUGUCGUCGGUCAGCAGCCAUUUGGCGGCGCACGCGCGUCUGGUACCGACGAUAAAGCCGGUAGCAUGCUCUUGCUCCAACGCUUUGUGACGCCUCGCGCUAUCAAGGAAGACUUCCUGCCUGCAACGGCGGUCGAGUAUCCCUCUAAUGCGGUGUAA